CCGGGAGCUGCGGGUGGUCGACGCUACGUGCUGCGGCUGCUGAGGGGGCGGGCUGACGGACGACGCACGCACGCGAGGGGCGGUGAGGCGGUGGCAGCGUGUGUUCAGGUGGUGGCGUUGGCUUGCGGAGCUGCAGCGGGACUUGUGGGAGGAUGGCGGAGUCCUCGGACAAGCUCUACCGGGUCGAGUACGCGAAGAGCGGGCGCGCCUCUUGCAAGAAAUGCAGCGAGAGCAUCCCCAAGGACUCGCUCCGGAUGGCCAUCAUGGUGCAGUCACCCAUGUUCGAUGGCAAAGUGCCACACUGGUACCACUUCUCCUGCUUCUGGAAGGUCGGCCACACCAUCUGGCAGCCUGAUGUCGAGGUGGACGGGUUCUCUGAGCUCCGGUGGGAUGACCAACAGAAAGUUAAAAAGACUGCAGAGGCCGGAGGAGUGACAGGCAAAGGCCAGGAUGGAGUGGGGAGCAAGACGGAGAAGACGCUGGGCGACUUUGCAGUGGAGUACGCCAAGUCCAACAGGAGCACGUGCAAGGGCUGCAUGGAGAAGAUAGAUAAGGGCCAGGUGCGCCUCUCCAAGAAGAUGCUGGACCCUGAGAAGCCCCAGCUGGGCAUGAUCGAUCGCUGGUACCACCCUCACUGCUUUGUUGAGAACAGAGAGGAGCUGAACUUCCGGCCCGAGUACAGUGCGAGCCAGCUCAAGGGCUUCGGCCUGCUUGCUCCCGAGGAUAAGGAAGACCUGAAGAAGCAGCUCCCAGGAGUCAAGAGCGAAGGAAAGAGGAAAGGCGAUGAGGUAGAUGGAAUAGACCGAGUGCCCAAGAAGAAAUCUAAAAAAGAGAAAGACAAGGAUAGUAAGCUUGAAAAGGCCCUCAAGGCCCAGAAUGACCUGAUCUGGAACAUCAAGGACGAGCUAAAGAAAGUGUGCUCAACGAACGACCUGAAAGAAAUGCUCAUCUUCAACAAGCAGCAAGUGCCCUCCGGGGAGUCGGCGAUCUUGGACCGGGUAGCUGAUGGCAUGGUGUUCGGUGCUCUCCUUCCCUGCGAGGAGUGCUCAGGCCAGCUAGUCUUCAAGAGCGAUGCUUAUUACUGUACUGGGGAUGUCACUGCCUGGACCAAGUGCAUGGUUAAGACACAGACACCCAACCGGAAGGAGUGGGUGACCCCGAAGGAAUUCCAAGAAAUCUCAUACCUCAAGAAAUUGAAGGUCAAAAAGCAGGACCGUAUAUUCCCACCGGAGACCGGUGCUCCAGUGGUGGCGGCACCACCACCUUCUGCAGCCUCAGCACCCGCUACUGUGAACUCCUCUGCCCCACCAGGCAAGCCGUUGUCCAACAUGAAGAUCCUGACGCUUGGCAAACUCUCUCGGAACAAGGAAGAAGUGAAGGCCAUGGUUGAGAAACUCGGGGGAAAGUUGACAGGGACCGCCAACAAGGCCUCCCUGUGCAUUAGCACCAAAAAGGAAGUAGAAAAGAUGAAUAAAAAGAUGGAGGAAGUAAAAGAAGGCAAUAUUCGAGUUGUGUCUGAGGAUUUCCUCCAGGACAUCGCCGCCUCAACCAAGAGCCUUCAAGAGUUGGUCUCAGCCCAUGUCUUGUCCCCCUGGGGUGCCGAGGUGAAGGCGGAGCCUGUUGCAGUCGUGGCUCCAAGCGGGAAGUCGGGGGCAGCAGUCUCUAAAAAGAGCAAGGGCCCCGUCAAGGAGGAAGGAAUCAACAAGUCUGAAAAGACAAUGAAAUUAACUCUUAAAGGAGGAGCUGCUGUUGAUCCUGAUUCUGGUCUGGAGCACUCUGCGCACGUCCUGGAGAAAGGCGGGAAGGUCUUCAGUGCCACCCUCGGCCUGGUGGACAUUGCGAAAGGAACCAAUUCCUAUUACAAGCUGCAGCUCCUGGAGGACGACAAAGGCAGCAGGUACUGGAUAUUCAGGUCCUGGGGCCGCGUGGGCACGAUGAUCGGCAGCAACAAACUGGAGCAGAUGCCGUCCAAGGAGGAUGCGGUCGAGCACUUUACAAAAUUAUAUGAAGAAAAAACCGGGAAUGCCUGGCACUCCGAAAACUUCACAAAAUAUCCCAAAAAGUUCUACCCCCUAGAGAUCGACUAUGGCCAGGAUGAAGAGGCAGUGAAGAAGCUGACGGUAAACCCUGGCACUAAGUCCAAGCUCCCCAAGCCAGUGCAGAACCUCAUUAAGAUGAUCUUUGAUGUGGAAAGUAUGAAGAAAGCCAUGGUGGAAUAUGAGAUUGACCUCCAGAAGAUGCCCUUGGGGAAGCUGAGCAAAAGGCAGAUCCAGGCUGCAUACUCAAUCCUCAGUGAGGUCCAGCAGGCAUUGUCCCAGGGCAACAGUGACUCCCAGAUCCUGGAUCUUUCAAAUCGCUUCUACACCUUGAUCCCCCACGACUUUGGGAUGAAGAAGCCUCCGCUCCUGAACAACGCAGACAGUGUGCAGGCCAAAGUGGAAAUGCUGGACAACCUGCUGGACAUCGAGGUGGCCUACAGUCUGCUCAAGGGUGGGUCUGAUGAUAGCAGCAAGGACCCCAUCGAUGUCAACUACGAGAAGCUCAAAACUGACAUUAAGGUGGUGGACAAAGAUUCCGAGGAAGCCAAGAUCAUCAGGAAGUAUGUUAAGAACACUCAUGCAACUACACACAACGCAUAUGACUUGAAAGUCCUGGAGAUCUUCAAGAUUGAGCGUGAAGGGGAGAGCCAGCGCUACAAGCCGUUCAAGGAGCUGCAUAACCGGCGGUUGUUGUGGCAUGGGUCCAGAACUACCAACUUUGCGGGGAUACUGUCGCAGGGUCUCCGGAUAGCACCCCCUGAAGCGCCUGUGACAGGCUACAUGUUUGGCAAAGGGAUCUAUUUCGCUGACAUGGUCUCCAAGAGUGCCAACUACUGCCACACGUCUCAGGGAGACCCAAUAGGCUUAAUCCUGUUGGGAGAAGUUGCCCUUGGAAAUAUGUAUGAACUGAAGCACGCUUUGCAUGUCAACAAGUUGCCCAAGGGCAAGCACAGUGUCAAAGGUUUGGGCAAGACCACCCCUGACCCUUCUGCCAGCAUUGCUCUGGAUGGGGUAGAGGUUCCUCUCGGGAGCGGGAUUUCGUCCGGCGUCAACGACACCUGCCUGCUGUAUAACGAGUACAUUGUCUACGAUACUGCUCAGGUAAAUCUGAAGUAUCUGCUGAAGCUGAAGUUUAAUUUCAAGACGUCUCUGUGGUGAACUGACUCGUGGCCGAGUGGCAGCCCAGUGACUCUGGUAUGAAUGUGCCUGGUGUGCUUUGCACUGGCUGACCAGGCAGAGGCCUCGGCUGGGCUGAACCUCCUUGGAGAGAUUUGAACACUUGGUCACACGUCACACAAUUUUCCCCAGCUUUUCAAAUCCAUUGUUCAGGUUGGUCUUGGGUGGGUUAUUUGGGGACUUUUUUUCCCUGCCAGCCAUAACCCUGGUAGGUACAACUAACGUUAGCAGAGGAGUUGGGGAGAGGGGGGGUUUGUCUAGACUAGUCCUAGGGGGAGAGCUAAGCCACGUAGAACUUCUGACCUACUGGUUUCCCCAGGGAGGGAAAAAAUAAUCUUCCACCCUUCUAAGUUUUCAUCCUUAGCUUUGGUUUUGGAAAAAUGUUAAGCAUUUAUUUUAAGGUAAAAAUAAAAACUAAUUUCAUAAUA
Messenger RNA from Artibeus jamaicensis (Jamaican fruit-eating bat), 3643 nucleotides. RefSeq names its product poly(ADP-ribose) polymerase 1 (gene PARP1). Gene Ontology annotation, molecular function: NAD+ poly-ADP-ribosyltransferase activity; DNA binding; NAD binding. The record is from RefSeq and is a predicted model, not a curated record. Lineage: Eukaryota; Metazoa; Chordata; Mammalia; Chiroptera; Phyllostomidae. Bases 153 to 3197 code for a protein of 1014 amino acids. The transcript has 23 exons. Gene Ontology annotation, cellular component: nucleus.